AGAUAUUACUUGUAUGGCUUUGUGUGAACGUUGGUUUCAAAUUGUUUUAAUCAGUACAAAUCAUAACUGCAAAUAAAUAGGGUUCUUCCUUAUUGGGGAAAUGUUGCUUGUAAAGGCCUGUCUGUAUCUCUAUAUUAUACUUGUCCCAUCCUAUUUUGUUCAAACAUUCAAAGGGACCUUCUUUUAUUAGUUCUAUGCAAUGCUUGAGUCUUUAAGUUUCACCUCCAAAUUGCUUGCAAAUUGCAAUUGAUUCAAAAAAAAAUUUUUUGUCAAAAAUUCUAAAUUUAUUUACUUAUUUAUAAAAGGAAAAGAAAAAAAAAUCCCAUGAACUUAAUUACCCCAAUUUUGGCGUUGGCUUUGGCUUAGGGUUCUAUUUCCCUAUCCAAUCUACCCCUAUAAAUUCCUCCUCUUCUCCACCAUUAAAACCCUAAAAAAAAGGUCUCUUCCUUUAAGAUCGCAAAUAACUCUCAUCUCCCACGAAUGGUUAAGCAACAACAAGAACAAGAGCUAUCGAGAUCCACCGGCAAGGUCUUCUGGUUCAAUGACCAAAAAGGCUUCGGCUUUAUUCGACCCGACGAUGGCGGCAAAGAUCUCCUCGUACAUCAAUCUUCAAUCAUAUCCGACGGCUUCCGUAGCCUCGCCGAGGGCGAAUCCGUGGAGUUCAUUGUCUCCCGAGGCAACAGCGGCAAGACCCAGGCUGUUGAUGUCACCGCAAUCGGGGGCUUUCCUAUCAAUAAGAAGGACCAUCGCAGUGCUGCUGGAGGUUGGAGGGGCGGAAACGAUCGGAGGAAUGGGAGCGGCGGGUGCUUUAACUGUGGGGAUGUUAAUUAUCUGGCCAGGGAUUGCAGUAACAACGCUAGUAAUUACAACAACAACGAUAAUGCGCCUAGCGGCGGCAGUUAUUGUUAUAACUGCGGUGAGGCGGGGCAUUUUGCUAGGGAGUGUAGGAGAGAUAACGGCGGCGCUGGGGGUGCUGGAGGUGGGAAGUGUUAUAACUGUGGGAAAUAUGGGCACUUUGCCAGAGAGUGUAAUAAAAACAGUGGCGGCGGCGGUGGAAGCGCAAGCGGAGGCUGUUUUACGUGUGGGGGAUUUGGGCAUUUGGCGAGGGAUUGUAACAGUAACAGGGAAACAGAAUGUUUUAAAUGCGGCGAGGCAGGGCAUUAUGCGAGGGUGUGUCGGAACUUGAAGGCUUCGGCUUAAGCGGGAAUGUGGGAAAAAGAAGAGUUAUAGUAAAUAUUUAUCUUUUUCUACGUUUUGGGGUUCUAUGAUUUUUGGAGGUUAUGCACGAGGAUGUUCUGGAUUAUCCAUUUUUUUUUCUCUUUCGGGAAGGGAUUAUUCCAAUUUUGAUACAUAGAUGAGCUGGUUCGGAUAAGGAUUUUAGCUUUUUUUUUGUUAUUUUUCAUUGUUCUCAGUGACUUUGGCUUUGCUCUCAUUUGAGUAGCUUUUAUUUUCAAGUGUGAAUUAUUGUUUUUUAUAUUCUCAUGAUGCAAAUUUUCUUUAAAUUUUUAUAAUGCUGCAUUGAUCAUCUAUGUUUUGGAGGAAGUUGUAGUCUUAAUUUGGUGGUAUUUGAUCAUCAUUUUGCGCAUUAAUCUUUUCUUAGAUUACAUUCCUGAUUCUACUAUUUGGUUUAAUGCACACUAGAUUAUUGUUGUGUAAGGGUAGAAAUUGUUGUUUCUUUGUUAAUGUCUUUUCUUUUCCUUUGAUAUUAUGCUCUCUUCAUGGUAUCUUGUCAACAAGAAAGAUUAUAAUUGUAAAUUGAAUUGCAGUCUUUCUUUAGGGUUUAGGGAGUUAUAGUCAUGUCUGUUGUCAAUUUGAUUGAGGCUGAUUGGGAUUAUAGUUUCAUUAAUUUUGGAACUAUGUGCAUUGUGCCUUUUGUUUGGUAAUGACACUAUUGAAUUUGACACCUGUUCAAAUUAUUGAUGAGUAAGGUUUGAAUUGUUGAUGUCGCUUUGUCCUAGCUUGUUGAUGGAAGGGAUCCCUGUGUGAGCAUAGUUUGACUUGGUUUUGUUGCAUCCAUGAUCUUUAUGCCCUGCCCCAGGCUUCAUAGCUUCCUGUUUUCUGCUGUAGUUUAUCUUAUGGAUGCUAUGGUCAGAUGC
Durio zibethinus is the source of this 2096-nucleotide messenger RNA. RefSeq lists its product as uncharacterized. Gene Ontology annotation, molecular function: nucleic acid binding; zinc ion binding. NCBI's taxonomy places the organism in Eukaryota, Viridiplantae, Streptophyta, Magnoliopsida, Malvales, Malvaceae. The record is from RefSeq and is a predicted model, not a curated record.